CCAGGCAGGUGUGUGGCGUAUCUAGAACCGCGGAAACCGUGGAAAAGUCUAGCAGGAACAAGGCGGUUGUCUAGGCGUUCGCCUGUCGUAAAGCUUUCAAGGCUGCUGAAUCGGACUUGGCCGAAUCAUUUCCUGUUUUCUAGCGUGACGUGCCUCUGCACCGCAACCCACGUCAAGAGCUGUCUUUAAUGGCUUCAGUCUACAUCCCGGCUUUCAGGUCUGCACGCAAGAUACUGCGAAUUCAGCAUACCUGUUAUUGCAAGUCAGCCAGAUAUGUUUCGUUCAACAAAACAUUCAAGUUCGAGGACAUGGAGAUGGAGCUGGCUACGCCGGACCAGCUGAAGCCAAAGCCGCCGGUCAGCAGCCUGGUGUUCGGCAAGCACUUCACCGACCACAUGCUGACGAUCGACUGGAGCGCGGCCGAGGGCUGGGCGCGACCCCGCAUCACCCGCAUCCAGCCGCUGCCCAUUCACCCGGCCGCCAAGGUCCUCCACUACGCUCUCGAGCUGUUUGAGGGGAUGAAGGCGUACCGGUGCGAGGACGGUCGCAUCCGUCUGUUCCGACCCGACCUCAACAUGGAGCGCAUGAACAACACGGCCAGCCGCGUCGUGCUGCCCAACUUCGACGGCCAGGAGCUGAUCAGCUGCAUCAAGCGCCUGGUUGCGAUCGACCAGGAGUGGGUGCCGCACUCCACGGCUUCCAGUCUCUACAUCCGCCCGACGCUCAUUGGCACGGAGCCGACGCUGGGCGUGUCGGCGUCCAACAACGCCAUCCUGUACGUCAUCCUGGGCCCGGUGGGGCCGUACUUCGCGUCCGGCUUCAAGCCGGUCUCGCUGCUGGCCGACCCGUCCUACAUCCGCGCCUGGCGCGGCGGCUGCGGCUACGCCAAGAUGGGCGCCAACUACGCGCCCACUGUCAUGGUGCAGAAAGUGGCCGAGAAGGAGGGGCUGCAGCAGGUCAUGUGGCUGUACGGCGAAGACCACCAGAUCACCGAGGUGGGCACUAUGAACAUCUUCUGCUUCCUGCUGAACGAGUCGGGCGAGCGGGAGCUGGUGACGCCGCCGCUGGACGGCAUCAUCCUGCCGGGCGUGACGCGGCGCAGCAUCCUGGACCUGGCGCGCCUGUGGGGAGAGUUCGCCGUCUCCGAGCGUCGGCUCACCAUGGCCGAGUUCACGCGCGCCGCCGCCGAAGGACGGGUGCUGGAGAUGUUCGGCGCCGGUACUGCGUGCAUCGUGUGCCCGGUGGAACGGCUGCGCUACCUGGGCCAAGACAUCGACGUGCCCACACCCGAGGGCGAGGCGUCACUGACGCACCGCUUCCUCGCCGCCCUCUCGGACAUCCAGUACGGCCGCGUGGCGCACCCGUGGAGCGAGCCUAUCGACUGAGGCGCCGCGCCGCACAGGCGAGCAUCGGCUAGGCGAGGGCGGCAGCUAGCGGCUGUGAUGUGCUAUCUGUUCUGGUCAUUUUUAGAGAGCAGUUGUUGAGGAACGUGCAAUAUUCGGUAUGUGGCGGCCGGUGGCGGCGGACGGAUCGGUCCCGCCGAGUUGUGAACGGGUCAGGGCGUUGACGAGCGGCUGGGGCUUGGAGGCCAGGACGGGGACUUCAUGACAUUAUGGAUAGGUCAGGUGUCUCUUCCGCCGACUGAACAAAACGGAUGGCCAGCGUGUGAUCGGGCGGGCUGUCUGCCAUGCGGUGUUCGUUCUCCCGCGCCCCGCUGCGCCACGAGCCAGUCUUGUGCCAGGCGGGUCUGUGGGCAGCGCCGACGCGGCACGGCCGAUGGGUUUGUCGCCGGUCGCGAGGCGUCAUCUGGGACCGUCGGCCGGGGAAGGCGUGGCAAUAUAUUUGACUGUGAACACAGGCGCGCACGCGUCUUAAGAACAAAACUUCGUCAUGGCCCACCUGAUCUGUUUAUGUAUUCGAACUUUUUUGUAGAAUGUGCAGCUUUAGACAUGGCGUUGUGUAGUCCGUUAUUUUAUGAUAGUUUUUUUCUGUUUGGAGAGGGCUUCGCUACGGCCGAUAUUACGUGUCUUUGUCUAACGUUUACUUUGUAGUCCGCGAGCCUUAGUCUCCACUAACUAGCGCUAACUUAGAACGAAGACCAAUGGGUGGUUCUAACUCAUGUGUUGCACGCUGUCGUUUGUCAGCGAACGGCUCCGUGCAGUGUUGUGAACUGGCGCGCUGUCCCGCGGCUCUCGGACAACUAAGACCUCCGUUUAGCUGCCCGCUGUUUGUGAACCGAUGUACGGGUGUUGGCGUGCUGUAGCGCGUAGUCGACUUGGUUGUGGUUCAGUCGUCUCCUCCGUCCGAGCCGAUAGCAGCUGCUGAGCGUGCCGGCGGCUCCCUAUUGGUAACCAGACGUUCCAAGGGCGCGUACGUGCAGGACCGUACGUCCUCUCUCUGUAGAUGUCUAUUAAUACCUGCAGCGGUCUCGGACGGGCCGUCGCGCCCUAUAGCUGCAUGCUCCGUAAAAGACAUGUGUACGAACCGAAGAAUCGGGGUGUGAGUUUUGUUCAUAGAACGCCAAGCGGAGCAGCCAUUUCCAAAGCAGUGGCGAGUGUCAUGGGCUGUAGUUCCUGCAUGAACACGUCUCGUAGAGAUUAAUACAAUACUUCCUGACCGCCACAAGCGUUUCACGCGAAGAGGCAGCAUUCAGCGUCUUGCUUCCAAAAGGCAACGGUACCAGUCACACACGGUAUGUGAUCCGGCAUUAUAUGAAAUUACACGAUUGCUGUGGUAUGAUUUCGCGGUACCCUCUGAGCGCACUUUCAAGUGAAGCGCAUUGAGGAUGUCGUCUCGCACCGCGACCAUGAGCUUGCAUUUCGAAGACACCAGAGCGCCCGGUGACAUCGAGGCCGUUUUAGCUGGCAGCACGUGCCCACGGAAAGAAAGAUCUUGAGGUAUCCCAAUGGGCACUGGGCUCCCGCACGCCAUCCCACUAGCCGGACUAAGGCCGUCCAAAGGAGACCGGCAGGACAUCUUCGCAUCUCAUCUGGCG
Pollicipes pollicipes is the source of this 2995-nucleotide messenger RNA. It is a transcript of the gene Bcat, whose product is annotated as Branched chain amino acid transaminase. Lineage: Eukaryota; Metazoa; Arthropoda; Thecostraca; Pollicipedomorpha; Pollicipedidae. Gene Ontology annotation, molecular function: branched-chain-amino-acid:2-oxoglutarate transaminase activity. The transcript is spliced from 7 exons. Gene Ontology annotation, biological process: L-leucine biosynthetic process; L-valine biosynthetic process. Bases 189 to 1385 code for a protein of 398 amino acids. Gene Ontology annotation, cellular component: mitochondrion. The record is from RefSeq and is a predicted model, not a curated record.